Sphenostylis stenocarpa is the source of this 393-nucleotide messenger RNA. The record is from the annotation of a GenBank genome assembly. NCBI's taxonomy places the organism in Eukaryota, Viridiplantae, Streptophyta, Magnoliopsida, Fabales, Fabaceae.
AUGAAGUACAACGUGUACAAUUUCAAAAUCAAUUUCAGCAGUCACGGGGCAGCAGUCGCGCAGGCAACAAACGCAAAGGUAGCGAACGCAGAGGCAUUGGUCGCGAAGGCAGUGGUCACGAAGGCCGCGAACGCAAAGCAGUGGUCGCAAAGUAGCGAGCAUGGAGCAAUGAACGCGGAGCAGGAAAUGGAGAGAACGCGGAGGAGCGAUCGUAGAGCAGCGAAUGCAGAGGUAGAUCUGAGAGGUGAGGGGAGGAAGAGGGGUGAGACUAAAAUCCGCGAACGCAGAGGCAAAUCUGAGAGAGAAGACUUGGAGAAUGAGAGCCUCUUGCCCGGAGUACUAGGCGGCCUCCUAGAUUAUGGGACGGUCUCAGACUUCUUCUAUGAGGUUUAG